Messenger RNA from Apodemus sylvaticus (European woodmouse), 1431 nucleotides. It is a transcript of the gene Mmp10, whose product is annotated as matrix metallopeptidase 10. Lineage: Eukaryota; Metazoa; Chordata; Mammalia; Rodentia; Muridae. The record is from RefSeq and is a predicted model, not a curated record. The transcript is spliced from 10 exons. Gene Ontology annotation, biological process: proteolysis; extracellular matrix organization; collagen catabolic process. Gene Ontology annotation, cellular component: extracellular matrix. Gene Ontology annotation, molecular function: metalloendopeptidase activity; zinc ion binding. The coding region runs from base 1 to 1431 and encodes 476 amino acids.
AUGGAGCCACUGGCCAUCUUGGUGCUGCUGAUCCUGCCGAUCUGCUCAGCGUAUCCUCUGCACGGGGCAGUGACACAAGGCUACCCAAGCAUGGAUCUUGCUCAGCAAUACCUAGAAAAAUACUACAACUUUAGAAAAAAUGAGAAACAAAUUUUCAAAACAAAGGACAGUAGUCCUGUUGUCAACAAAAUUCAAGAAAUGCAGAAGUUCCUUGGACUGGAAAUCACAGGGAAGCUGGACUCCAACACUAUGGAGCUGAUGCAGAAGCCCAGGUGUGGCGUCCCCGAUGUUGGUGGCUUCAGUACCUUUCCAGGUUCGCCCAAAUGGAGGAAAAACCACAUCACCUACAGGAUUGUGAAUUAUACACUGGAUUUGCCAAGAGAGAGUGUGGAUUCUGCCAUUGAGAAAGCUUUGAAGGUCUGGGAGGAGGUGACCCCUCUCACUUUCUCCAGGAUCUCUGAGGGAGAGGCUGACAUAAUGAUCUCCUUUGCAGUUGGAGAACAUGGAGACUUUUACCCUUUUGAUGGCCAGGGACAGAGUCUGGCUCAUGCCUACCCACCUGGCCCUGGAUUUUAUGGAGAUGUUCACUUUGAUGAUGAUGAGAAAUGGACACUUGGACCCUCAGGGAUCAACUUAUUCUUCGUUGCUGCUCACGAACUUGGCCACUCCCUGGGUCUCUUUCACUCAGAUAACAAAGAAUCUCUGAUGUACCCAGUCUACAAGUUCUCCACAAGCCCAGCCCACUUCCGCCUUUCUCAAGAUGAUAUAGAGGGCAUUCAGUCCCUCUACGGAGCCCAUCCAUCCUCUGAUGUCACAGUAGCUCCUGUGUCACCUGUCUCUCCAAGACCUGAGACCCCCGCCAAAUGUGAUCCUGCUUUGUCUUUUGAUGCAGUCAGCACGCUGAGAGGGGAAUUCCUAUUCUUUAAAGACAGGCACUUCUGGCGCAGAUCCCACUGGAAUCCCGAGCCUGAAUUUAAUUUGAUAUCAGCAUUUUGGCCCUCUCUUCCUUCAGGCUUAGAUGCUGCCUAUGAGGCUCACAACAAGGACCGUGUCCUGAUUUUUAAAGGAAGUCAGUUCUGGGCAGUCCGAGGAAAUGAGGUCCAAGCAGGUUACCCAAAGGGUAUCUACACUCUUGGUUUUCCUCCCACUGUGAAGAAGAUUGAUGCAGCUGUUUUUGAAAAGGAGAACAAGAAGACUUACUUCUUUGUAGGGGACAAAUACUGGAGAUUUGAUGAGACAAGAUAUCUUAUGGAUAAAGGCUUCCCAAGGCUGAUAAAGGACGACUUUCCAGGAAUCGGGCCACAAGUCGAUGCUGUGUUACACGAAUUUGGGUUUUUUUAUUUCUUCUGUGGAUCGUCACAGUUCGAGUUUGACUCCAAUGCCAGGAUGGUGACACGUACACUGAAGAGCAACAGCUGGCUGUUGUGCUGA